CGAUGCAGCGCGGUGGCUCACAACAUAGCCAUCUUGUCAAGAGUGACUGAGUGAGGGAGGUAACUGUUAAGCGCUGUUUAGAUUAUCAUUUGCUCUUCAGCGUGAAAUUAGAGAGCUAUUCUCUCCCCCGACCGUAGUUAGCUUAGGAGAAAGUGGUGCCGACGACUGUGGGCCGCUAAAGGGAGACGCUACACAGGACGGCUUACGGAAAGAUGUCUCUCAUACUUGUUCCGACGUAGGGGGAGUGUGCAGCAGACUGUUGGCUUGAAUUGUUAGCUAGCUCGGUGAGUGGAGGGCUGCGGGCCCUCCUCAGCCUCAAGUAGCUCCUGCAGCUGGGCAACACACUCUGCGACAACGGCCGCUCGACUACUGGACCACCGGGACAUUAGCAGGCCGGUCCGGACCGACCGAGACUCUGGGUCAAUCGCCGUACAGGCUGCUCACAUCGGUGUCAAAAACCGAAUUGCUGGACAAGACGACACGAAGUGUGGCGUUGCGUUAUGAGCCCAUGAAACGCAACAGGAGACCGACAGAGGAAGAGGAUGGCGCAGAUUCAUCUUCAUUACAGUUAGGUAGGCUGAGACAAUAAAUGCUGUUUAAUAUGAUCUAAGCUUUUUUAAAGCUGCAAACGGCCCGUCCCUUUCUGACAGAGGAUAAACAUAGUCAAACGGGAUUUGGGAAUCAGGCUGUCAACAUGUCGAAAAUGCCGGCCAAGAAAAAGAGCUGCUUUCAGAUCACAAGUGUGACUCAGGCCCAGACUGUGGCCGCUACAGGUGCCGCCGACGACACGGAGAGUCUAGACGACCCGGACGAGUCACGGACAGAAGACUUGUCGCGGGCCGAGUACGAGCCUGCGGGUGACAGAAGUUCAUCCGAAGAGGCCCUGAAUAAUGUUGGAGAGCUAGAGGUUGACAGUGUUGUGGCACCACCAAACGUACCUCAAGCCAGUCAGCUGUCGAGUAAUCCCGUUGGGGACUUUCGCAAAGUGGGAGUGUCCGGCUCCUAUCAAGGUGUUCAACAGCCACCAGGGAUCGGCCUUUCAACCGGUUUACCCCUUAUUGCCCAGCCUGGGGCAAUGCAGCAGCAACUGCCUGCUCCCACAGGCAGUGCUGGGCCAGCUGGCGUGUCGGUGAACACAUCCCAGCCUGCAGUGACCAGUUCAGCUGCCCCUCCAGCCACCUCCACGGUGAGUUGCACAUCACGGUUCAGGGUCAUUAAACUUGAUCAUGGUACUGGAGAACCCUUUCGAAGAGGCAGGUGGACGUGUACAGAGUUUUAUGAGAAAGACUCGGAGGGCUCUGUUGUCAGCAGGACUGUAGAUAGCAUAAGACAUACCAGUGUAACGCUGGACCCUGCUGCAGACAGAGACAGUGGGUUGGGGCUUACAGGAGGAUCUGCUGUUGCCCCGGCAACAUACUCAGGUCAGGGCUUGGGCUCCAUGGCAGACACGUCUAUCUCUUCAACUCGCAUGCAUUCAGUGGAGACACUAUCGCAGCAGCAGCAACAAAUCCACCAUCAAAACUACAGCGCCCGGUCUCAGGGUGUUAGUGGGUCAGCAACUCACAGUACUUUCUCAAGCAUCAAGCCUACAGCUGUCCCAGCUCAGGCAGUGGUCGGAGGCCUGCAACCUCCUCCUACACAGACAGUGCUACCUGUUGGGCAAAAUGGCCUGCCUCAGUCUGGUGUCCACACACAGAAGUCCCCCAUCAUGCCUCCCACAGCCCAGCCCAUUGCUUACCCUCAGCAGCAGCAGGUUCCUGUGGGCCACCACCUGACCAGCCAGUCACCUGGACUGAUGCAGAACCAGACUGAGUAUUAUCAGCAACAACAGUCUACUUCCAUGCCACCAGGGCUCGUCACCGGCCAGUCCCUCCCAGUGUCCAGCCCCUCUGCAGUGCCGCAGCCUGUGGGCCAAGGACCCACCACAGUCAUGCCUCCGGCCUCUGGAGGGGCUUCUGUGCCAAGUCACAUUGGAGAUGUUGCCGGAGCAGGCGUGGGAUCUGUUCCUGCUGGACAACCUGCUCCAAGCAUCUUGCAGCAGCAAAUGGGGGGUGCCAUAGGCUCCAUACUGGUCGGCGGAGCCACUCUGCAGCAGCCGACCGUGAGUCCGUAUGCCGCAGCUGGACAGCCUCAACCCCAUGGCCACCUCACGUCCUCUGGUGUACAAAAUGUGCCUGCCAUCGCAGUGAGCUCCAGUGUGCCCACCACUGUGCCCACUGCAGUGCCCAGUGCCUCCAGUGCAGCCAUGCCAAAUGUGACAACCCCCAGUUUGCCUCCAGGACAGAAUCUCCUCAUGAAGUCUCCACUGGCUUUCGGAGCGCAUGGUCUCCCAGCGAUUGGUUUUGGACAGAUGGAGGGUGGAAGGAAGUCAGAGGGACUCAUCAACACACAGUCUCCUGUUGUCUCUGGGAAGGAACCGGUGAAGCCCUUCAUGCCCGAGAGCCUGCAGCUCACCACUCCGACUGUCAACAGCCUAUUUGGAAUCCACAUACCUGUCGACGGGGAGGAGGACAGGAACCCUUCCAAGGCUUUCUACCAGGCCUUCCAGUCUGGCAGCAGAUUAAGAGACUCAAAGGCCCACUGUGAUAGUGCCUCUGGAACCAAUGUUGUUGCCAUUGAUAAUAAAAUUGAACAGGCAAUGGACCUGGUGAAAAGCCAUCUGAUGUAUGCAGUGCGCGAAGAGGUGGAGGUCUUGAAGGAGCAGAUCAAGGAGCUGUACGAGAGGAACUCUGUGCUGGAGAGGGAGAACGCCGUGCUGAAAUCUCUGGCCAACAGCGAGCAGCUGUCUCAGCUGUCCUCCCAGUCGGCCACCAGCUCCGGCGCCACGCCUCCCCUGCAAGGACUCAGCCAGCCGCUGCAGCAGGCCCAGCCGCCGCUUCAAAUUCCGCCUCAGCCGCAGUCACACCCCCAGCUCCAGCACCACCCCAAACCCCAGCAGCUCCAGACUCAGCCCCAACUCGAUCCAGGCCAACAACAACAGCAGCAGCAGCAGCAACAACAACCGCAACCCAACGUCACCUCCGCUUGAAGCAAAUCUGCCCUGCUACACAAGGGGGCAGGAAAAAAAAAAAAAAGAAGAGCAUCUUCUGUACAACUUAUUACAAUUAGUCAUUGUGAAAUUAAAAAAAAAAAAAAAAAAACUUCUUAGCCACCAGCUUGACCACAAAGUACAGUGCUUGUGUGUGUGUGUGCGCGCGUGUGUGUCAGGGGGAGUUAGCAAGCAAGACUGUGAAUUGGUGUUGGAAUGUAAGUGUGUAUGCAUCUGUACUGUGGGCCUUUCCAGUGUUAAUGCAAUCAUCGAGAGAGAGACUGAGACAAAGUGUGUGCAGAUGUGAAGACUGAGCAUCGGGCACGGUCGAGGUGUGUGUUUUCGUUUGUUUUUUUUUUUUUGUUUUUCUCAUCUUGGCUUGUUACCAGUUUGGUUGACUGCUGGGGCCGAAGCUUUGUGGAGAGGAGGUCUUCGCUCGGUCCAGGCCUGAGCCCACACCAAGCCGUGACCUGACCUGACCUGAAUCCCGCUCAGACCGUGGGGGGGGGGGCAGAAAGCGCGGGGGCCCGCCUCGCGUUAAACAAACAGCCCGGGAGUGACUGUCAAAAGAAAGCGAUUAUUUUUUUAAAAAUGAAAUAAGUGAUCGGGGUAAAAGGGGGUAUUUUUAGCCUUGCCGUUUCAUGUCAGAAAGUAAGAAAUGGGGGAGAGUGUCGGAGCACCAGACCGCUGCAGUUACUUUUUACGUCAAGUCCAACCCGUACAUCGAACCCCUUUUUGAGUUCUACUGUUAAGUGUUUUAUUUAUUACAGGGCUGCUAUUUUCAUAAAUGAACAAUUUCACAAAAUCUGUUUAAGAGUAGCCCGUUGAAUCCUCUUCACCGUGUUUCCACAGAUUGGCUUCCCAGGCGAUGCUUUAUUUUUGGUAAAAAUGUAGGCAAAAAAUAAUAAAAGAAUUCUGACAAAUGUUUAACACUAACUCAGAUUUUAGGCUGCAAUUGUCAAUCCAUAGCUCGAGUUAAGAUCCAGUCUGAAUGUACAUUUUUGUAUAGUAUAAAGUAUUAAGAGCCUCGAGGGGCGACUCUUCACCUGUUGGCAUCAAAUCUAAAUAGGAGUCAACAGGAGGCAGUUGAUUUAUCUAAAAAGUGAAUUAGUGUUGCCCCCUCCUCCUUACUUUGUUUUCUCCAUUGUUUUUCCUGAUAGGGCCUGGGGGAGGAAAAGCUGUGAAAUCAUUCAACAUACCUUUGUAACCAAAGAUGCAAAGCUGUGUAAAUUGAUUAUUUUGAAAUGCACACAUGUAUUUUUUUUUUUUUUUUUGUUACUUCCUCCUUCACAAAAUAUUUUGUUGCUGUUCGGCAUGUUUCUGCAUGAUCUGUAAUCUUCAAACCACUUUCUUACCUCAUUUUUAUUCAGCACUCUUAUUGUAAGAUAGUCUGUGAACAGUGUAAAUGAAUGACGGGGGUUGGGGGUGGGGGGGGGAACGCGGUGCAGCGAGUCCACAGAGAAAAAUAACCUAGUGUUACUGACACUAGUUGCAGAAAAAUGAAGUGAGCCAUGUUUUGUUCAUUUAAAUGGUGUUUGAAUUUCAUAUGCCAAUAGUUUUGUUACAUUGCAAAUUUUAAUGUAUUUAAAUAAAAGCAAUAUUCAGAUUCCAAAA
Molecule: messenger RNA, 4642 nt
Organism: Mugil cephalus (flathead mullet)
Lineage: Eukaryota; Metazoa; Chordata; Actinopteri; Mugiliformes; Mugilidae
Product: TSC22 domain family protein 2-like
Exons: 4
Coding region: 695-3028 (777 amino acids)
Biological process (GO): regulation of transcription by RNA polymerase II
Source: RefSeq, a predicted model, not a curated record